UUCCUUUUCACUGUUUUCCGCCAUUUUGGCAGUGAAUUUUCAUUGUUUCUGUGUUUCGUGACAUUCUUUAGAAUUAUAUUCUAUAUAAAAUAGAGAAAUAAAAACUGGAUUAUAUUUUAUUUAUAAAAAAAAAAAAAGGUGACAAAUCGAGAAAUCUGCAAUAAAUUCUAUACAUAAAGAUGUCAAAUAACAGUGGAGAUCAAGAUGAUGAGGGUUAUGUCGUGAAGGUAAGGGGUUUACCAUGGUCGACAACUGUCGAUGAAAUUAUGAAAUUUUUCGGCGACUGCAGUAUUUCACAUGGAAAAGCUGGUAUUCAUAUGACAAUGUCUCGAGAAGGACGACCCAGUGGUGAAGCAUACAUUGAAAUGGACUCCGAGGAAGAUAUUGAAAAAGCGUGCAAAAGAGAUAGAGAUCAUAUGGGACAUCGUUAUAUUGAAGUAUUCAAAGCAAAACGAGGAGAAAUGGAUUGGGUGGUGAAACGAAGCGGUUUGAAUUUGGAAAAUGUUAUGGACGACGGAUGUGUUAGGCUACGAGGUCUACCAUUUGGUUGUUCUAAAGAAGAGAUCGCUCAAUUUUUCUCAGGGUUGGAGAUAUUGCCGAACGGGAUUUCGCUACCAACAGACUUCACGGGCCGCAGUACUGGGGAGGCUUACGUUCAAUUUAUUAACAAAGAUGUUGCGGAGCGCGCUCUGCAGAAACACAAGGAAAAGAUAGGACACAGAUAUAUCGAAAUCUUCCGAAGCAGUUUAUCUGAGGUACGCGCUAGUAUUGGUCCAAAAAUGCGAGGUGGUCCAAUGAAUGGAAUGAGUCGACCAGCACCUUACGAUCAACGCGACAGAUUCGGUGGAAUGAAUCGAUUUAACAAUAAUGGACGAAAUGCACGAAACAGAGAUUUUGAUGGAGGUUUGUGGGGAGGUGGUGGCGGUGGAGGAGGAGGCGGCGGCGGUGGUGGUAAUAAUUUUUCAUCACGCGGAAGUGGAAUGGGAAUGAGAGGCGGUGGAAUGGAUAUGAAAGGCGGUGGUAAUUUCCGAGGAAACUGCGGUGACAAUUGGAAUGGAGGCGGAAAUUCCCGUAUGCAUUGCGUUCAUAUGAGAGGACUUCCCUUCAGAGCUACGGAACAAGAUAUCGCUGAUUUCUUCCGGCCUCUAGUGCCAAUAAAUAUCAGAAUUAUUUUGGAGAACAGUGGUCGUGCUUCAGGAGAGGCUGACGUUGAAUUUGGAUCUCAUGAGGAAGCUGCUAAAGCAAUGUCAAAGGAUAAGAGUCACAUGUCUCAUAGGUACAUUGAACUGUUUUUGAACUCUUCUAAUGGACCAAGCGGAGGUGGUGGCGGUGGUGGAGGCGGCGGUGGAAUGUCCCUUGGAGGCAUCAGCAAUUUCUGUGGUUCUGGUCUCGGCAACAAUUUCAGAGGAUAUUCGCCAAAUAAUCGUGGCUAUGGAAACAGCCAAUUGGGAGGAAGCAACUAUAACAGUUUUUAAAGGGGGAGAAAAAAAAUGCCCUCGAUGACUAAAAAAGAAAAAAUUCAUUGAAAACAAAUGUCCGCGAUUGAAUUUAUAAGUCAUGCAAUACCCUUUACAAAAAAAAAGGAAUGAUUUUACGCAUAGAAGCUAAAUUUAAGGCAAAACAGUAAUUACUAGAAUUUUUGUUAGAAAGAAAGAGAGAAAGAGAGAAUGUCGUACACUUGUACGUGUGAAAAAUUGCAUAUUAAUAAUAAUAAUUUAUCGAUUAUGAAAUGAUCAAAAGUACCGUAUAAGUACUUUAAUAUUCUGUUAAUGAUUUAAAUAACUCGUAGUUUUAAUCUUAUUGAAAUUAUUUGUCUAAUAAUUUGUAAACUACAAGUCAAAUUGCGUUAGACUCGAAGGAUUUUUAAGAUAAAAUUACAUAAUUACCAUUUUUUACAUAUAUAUAUAUAAACAUAUUAUAUAUUUAAGUUACACGCUUUUUAUAUCAAUUAAUUGUUUUAAAUACUUUCAUCCGACUAAAAAAAAAAAAAAAAAGAAGGAAAUAUUUGUUAAUAUAAAUAAAUACGUUAUGAUUAAUUUAUUAUCAUAACUCUAUUUUUGUAGGGGAAAAAAGUAUUUAAAACUAAAAAUUAUAAAUUUCAUUUCAUCAUUGAAACAAUUACUAUUUGCACCAUCAAAAGUGUGAUUAAACUUAUAUUUUGUAUGCAAAAACAAUUUCACCGUAAGUUAGUUAAUAUAGAUUAAUGCAAUUUUUUUUUUCAUUUUUUUUUUUUAAUUAUGAAAAAAAUAUAAAACAACACCGAGAAAAGUAAGCACUGUAAAUGUAAAUUGUACUUUAUUUGAUGAUAAUAAAACGUGUGAAAUAAUAAAAAA
This is a messenger RNA of Leptopilina boulardi, 2333 nucleotides long. It is a transcript of the gene glo, whose product is annotated as heterogeneous nuclear ribonucleoprotein H2-like. Bases 180 to 1475 code for a protein of 431 amino acids. Gene Ontology annotation, cellular component: nucleoplasm; ribonucleoprotein complex. Gene Ontology annotation, biological process: regulation of RNA splicing. Gene Ontology annotation, molecular function: RNA binding. The record is from RefSeq and is a predicted model, not a curated record. The transcript is spliced from 9 exons. Lineage: Eukaryota; Metazoa; Arthropoda; Insecta; Hymenoptera; Figitidae.